Clarias gariepinus (North African catfish) is the source of this 2548-nucleotide messenger RNA. RefSeq names its product histone-lysine N-methyltransferase PRDM9-like. Bases 175 to 1740 code for a protein of 521 amino acids. Gene Ontology annotation, cellular component: nucleus. Lineage: Eukaryota; Metazoa; Chordata; Actinopteri; Siluriformes; Clariidae. Gene Ontology annotation, molecular function: histone methyltransferase activity; protein binding. The record is from RefSeq and is a predicted model, not a curated record. The transcript is spliced from 7 exons.
UCAGGUAACUGCUUGUCCAAACACCGUUACUCGUUUGAUCCUCUUUAACACAUGAACACAACUGGAAGUUUGAAGUUAACGCUAAAUGUGAUGGAGUUAAAUAUCAAAACAAUCUAUUGUGUGUUUGUGAGGAUUUAAAAGCUCGCUGUGCUUUAAACACAAAGAUCUGUUAUAAUGAGUACAGAGGGAGACACACAGCGCUUCUUCAGGACGUCUCAGGUUCCCGAUCCUCCUCUCUCACAGCUGUGUGAGGAUGUGAAAAUGGAGACCUCAGAUGGAGAGACAGAAGUCUGUGUGAAAAAAGAAGAGGACAAUGACUACGAAGACAACCUCGACAACACACCUGAAGAUAUCUGCAUUAAAGAGGAAGAUCCUGACCAUAAAGACUACCUCUAUUGUGAGGUUUGCAAAUCUGUGUUCUUCAACAAGUGUGAGGUUCAUGGCCCGCCUCUCUUCAUCCCUGAUACUCCUGUUCCCAUGGGCGUCUCUGACCGAGCCAGACUAACUCUUCCUCCUGGACUAGAGAUUCAAAAGUCCAGUAUUCCUGAUGCAGGUCUGGGGGUGUUUAAUAAGGGGGAGACUGUUCCAGUAGGUGCACAUUUCGGACCCUACCAGGGAGAGCUAGUAGACCGAGAGGAAGCCAAGAACAGCAGAUACUCCUGGGUGAUCUACAGAAGCAGGCAGUGUGAAGAAUACAUAGACGGUGCAAGAGAAGUUUAUUCAAAUUGGAUGAGGUAUGUGAAUUGCACUCGUAAUGAUGAAAAACAGAAUCUUGUGGCAUUUCAAUAUCAAGGUGGAAUUCUGUAUCGGUGCUGUCGAUCCAUUAACCCAGGACAGGAGCUCUUAGUGUGGUAUGAAGUGGAGUACGCCAAAGAACUCAGUCCUGCCUUUGACUACCUGUGGAACAAAAAGUCCUCCACGAACGAAUUAAACAACACUCUCUUGCGAAGCUUUUCUUGCUCUACUUGUGCUCUUUCCUAUGCAACUCAAAUUGGUCUUGACAAACACAUCCAGAGAUGUCACUGCGAAGAGUAUCUGAAACUGGGGGAAUCAGAAGAGAUUAAACAUGAGCUUCCUUACUCCUCAAAUGGCUCCAGUCAGCCCAUAUCAUCUGAUACUCCCAGUUCUCACAAUGACGUACAGAAAGAAAUUCAUCACUGCUCAGAUUGUGGAAAGAGUUUUGCUGAUCAGAAUGCCCUCAAAUCACAUAAGUGCAUUAACACGGUAAAGAAGCCGUAUCACUGCUUACAGUGUGGAAAGAGUUUUAUUCAGAGAUGUUAUCUCAAAAAACACCAGUUCCUUCACACAGGAGAGAAGCCAUUUCACUGCUCACAGUGUGGAAAAAGUUUUACUCAGAGAGGUACUCUCAAAAACCACCAGUUCCUCCACACAGGAGAGAAGCCAUUUUACUGCUCACAGUGUGGGAAGAGAUUUACUCAGCAGUGUAAUCUCACCCGACACCAGCACCUUCACACAGGAGAGAAGCCAUAUCAGUGCUCACAGUGUGGGAAAUGUUUUCCUUGCAAGAGAUAUCUCCAGCGACAUGAGCGCAUUCACACUGGCGAGAAACCGUAUCAGUGCUCACAGUGUGAAAAACGGUUUGCUGACGACAGUACUUUCAAAAAACACCAACGCGUUCACACAGGAGAGAAGUAUUAUUGCUCACAGUGUGGAAAGAGUUUUACUCAGCUACGUAACCUUAAAUAUCACCUGGGUCUACACACAGCAGAGAGGCCGUAACAGUGCUUAGAGUGUGGGAAAAAUUUUACUCGAGUGAGUACUCUCCAACAACACCAACGUGUUUACACCAGAGAGACGAAGUUACCCCGCUUACAGCAUAAAAAGACAUACAUUUUUUUUUGCUAAAUAUGUAACUUCAUACAGUAGUUAUGUUUAAAAUACUUUUAGAAAUGUUUUCUUUUGACAUUAGGUGGUUGUGACAAAGUAUCAUAAUUUUUAUUUUGUUAAGUAAGUCUUAUUGCCCAUUGUUUCAAUUCUUCAUGUGUCAACUAUACCUGAGUGUUAGAUACAGUCGGUUCUGAGAACAUGUGACCUCAAACCCUGUUUCAUUUUAGACAAGCUUAUUUUUGCAUUCUUUAGUUAAGCACUUGGCCCUGGUAGACAGCCAAAUCUCAUCGCCCUAUCUGUCCAUUGGGGUUUCUUCCUGAUAUCACCUUGUAAGAUUCUUGGUCACCUUGGGAGACCAGACUAGGUGAUGGUAAAAAUGCUCUCAGACUUGUCUGCAUCUAGGAGUCCGCUUUCAUUGGCAGGUAGGUUUGUGGAAUUAGUGUUCCAAAAAAAGAAAAACUGUGAUUGAUACCCUAGGAUGUUCUGAAAUGUGGUCAAGUGAGUUCCUUAUUACCAAAGCAAGCUUUUAAUGUUCUUCCCCUCAGGAACAAAAUUUCGGGUAGUCCUCCUGAUUCUUCAGACACUCAAAUGUUUUCCAUAAUCACCCCAUACACAGUGGUGUUCAAAAUAAUAGCAGUGUGUUGAAAAAAGUGAGUAAAGCUCCAUAUGCAGAUAAUAACUUUCAAUUUAAAUUACAUAA